AUGUCUCAAUCUAGACAUGACCCUCAACUCUCGCUCCAGCGUGCCCAAGAAUCAUGGGCCCUUGGCUAUCAACAGCCCUGGGUCCAAAGAUCAUUCACUCGGGCUCAACGCCUCCAAGCACAGCCUGGCGAGAUUGUAUUCUUGAAAAAGGACCAAUACCUAAGCGGACAGGAUCACGAGUGCCUAGUUAAAAGCGGUCAUGUGCCUGAGAGAGCCACUGGCCACCCGGUCAUCGUUCUCAGCCAUGACCCAGACUCGACUCAUGCAGUCGUCACGACGAUCUCCGCCUAUUCCUCCAGCGAGUACAACAACUACUUGGCGCCGUGGAAGCAGAGAGUCCACUCGACUAAGAAUUGGCGAGACUUCCGUGCAUUCCAAGGCUCCGAGCGCCCCAGUGAUCAACAGCCACACCUACAGCUCAAGGGCGGCAAACUCAUGCCCAAGCCAGAGGUCUCCUGGGUCUACGCCCAAUGCGCCUUCGUCGUCCCCAUCACCGCCCUGGGUCACUACGACAAGUCGCCCACCAGACUCUGCAUGACACAGCAGAGUUUGAAGGAUCUUCGCGACCACAUGAUCAAGUUUGUUCACAUCAGGACUCUGCUGCAGGAUCCUCGGCUCUUGUAUACUUUCAAAAACGGCAUCAUCGAGGCUCCUGCUACGCCUUUGCUACCUACGAUGCAGCCCAUGACACAAUAUUCGAGAACAGUCUCACAGGCCCCCAUUACGCAGCUCAGCUCUCGGCUGAGCAGUAUGAGAUUGCAACCCCAAAAGACAUCUGCCGGCAGCAAAUGCAACAAGGCUCUCCAAAGUAGGAACUGGAGAGCCGAUAUUGCCGGCCAUGUCACCCGGCCUAUAGUGGUCGCCGUCAGAUGA
Molecule: messenger RNA, 873 nt
Organism: Truncatella angustata
Lineage: Eukaryota; Fungi; Ascomycota; Sordariomycetes; Amphisphaeriales; Sporocadaceae
Exons: 1
Coding region: 1-873 (290 amino acids)
Source: RefSeq, a predicted model, not a curated record